AUGAGAGGCCAGCGCUACCUCCAAACGGAAGCCGAUGUGGAACGAGCCGAAGAAAGCCCCCAGCCAAAGAACGAGCCGCAGACCUUGCGGCCUCACUCGCAGACCUUGCGCCGAUGCCUCUGUUGUUUCACCUUGGUUCUGGUCAGUAUCUUUCAGGCGUUGGCCUUGGACGGCCUGGACUCCCAGAUCCUCAACGUCUACUGGCGCUCCGGCUCCGGAGCCAAAGCCGGUGGGCCGGCGGCGUCACCGGCGUUGAGUCCGAGCCCGAGCGCCACGGUCAGCGCCACGAUCAGCCCAAGUGCUGGCGACUUCGGUGUUCUGUAUGUGAUGCUCACCCACAAGAAGAACUACGCCACGAAGGUGGCCGGCGCUAUGAGCACCUGGGUGCGAGACGUCCUGAGCUCUGAGCAUGAUGCCCUACUGGCCGUCGGGGACAAAGAGUCCAAGAAUCCGCCGGUGAUUUCUGCGAGCCCUCCAUGUGGGAACGAUCACAACGACCAACUGGUUUGUAAAGCUGGGAUCGCUCUCCAGCGGGCCUAUGAGACUCGUGGGAACUUCUCGUGGCUGUUCAUGGUGGAUGACGACUUCUAUUUGAGUGUGCGGCAUGUGCACAACGUGUUGUCGGGAUUUGAUGCGUCCAAGCUGAUUUCUGUGGGUAUUCCGGGGUGUGGUAUGCACUUCUGCAACAAGCAGGGUGGCUACUGUGGGGGGCGGCGGCUUUGCUAUGACUUGGGCAGCAUUGGAAAGUUUGAUGCAGCCAAACAUGAGCGAAUUUCAGAGGGAUUUGAUGGCCAAUAUUGCCAGAGAGAAGAACGGACAGUCUUGGGCAGAUAUUUCUGUGAGCUGUACGCUUCGAAGACAUGGUGUUUCUCUUUUGCCCAUCAAAGGGCUUUAUGGUUGGCGCAUUGA
Durusdinium trenchii is the source of this 909-nucleotide messenger RNA. NCBI's taxonomy places the organism in Eukaryota, Dinophyceae, Suessiales, Symbiodiniaceae. The record is from the annotation of a GenBank genome assembly.